Molecule: messenger RNA, 2450 nt
Organism: Aplysia californica (California sea hare)
Lineage: Eukaryota; Metazoa; Mollusca; Gastropoda; Aplysiida; Aplysiidae
Product: collagen alpha-1(XXIII) chain
Source: RefSeq, a predicted model, not a curated record
GGACCCAUAGGGCCACCAGGAAAAGCUGGAGAACUGGGCACCCCCGGAUCUAAAGGCGACAAAGGUGACAAGGGUGAAGCUGGCGAGCCAGGGUCUGAGGGUACCACCGGACUCCCAGGAUUUGACGGAAUGCCAGGCUCCCCUGGGGCAAAGGGCGAUCGAGGCGAGCCAGGACUUCCUGCUGGACUGGAGGCUGGAGAGUGGGAACCAAAGAUUAUCGAACUCAAAGGAGAACCGGGAGAACCGGGACCAGCCGGCCCCAAGGGAGAAGGCGGAGAACCGGGUCUACCUGGAUUCGAUGGAGUGGGCGGCCCUCCAGGAGACAGGGGCCCCGAGGGACCCCCCGGACCUCAAGGACCCCCAGGAAGGGACGGCGCCCCAGGAGCUCCGGGCUCCAAAGGAGAGUUAGGGAUCCCAGGGAUGCCUGGCAUGCCUGGUCGACUGGGGCGACAGGGCCCCCUGGGGCCUCAGGGAACCCCCGGGGAGAAGGGAGACACGGUGUUCAACGGCCGCCCUGGCCCUAGAGGGUACCCCGGCUUACCAGGUCCUUCGGGGCCCAGAGGGGAGCUAGGCUUGCCUGGAGGCCGGGGAUCUGUGGGACUGCCGGGACCCACGGGCGCCAAGGGCACCAGGGGCAAGAGGGGGAAACGGGGUAGGCGAGGCGCGAGAGGGAAGACGGGCUUCACGGGGUUCCCAGGUCCUCAAGGACCGCCAGGGGAACCCGGAAACCUGGGCCCCAGGGGCAUGAAGGGAGCGCUGGGUCUCCCUGGGCAACAGGGGCCAAAGGGAAGUCCUGGAAUCCCAGGCAGAAAUGGACUGGACGGCAUAGCAGGCACAAUAGGACCGGCUGGGGAGCCAGGAACAAAGGGAGACAAUGGCGAAGUGGGCAUGCCAGGUGUCCCAGGAGCUAUUGGACCGCCCGGCCUGCCAGGACCACCAGGUGAACCAGGCGUUAUCGAAACCGUUGGUACUGGUAAUGGAGACGGGUUGCCAGGACCCCCGGGGCCGCCUGGUCCUAUGGGGCCCAUGGGACUGCAGGGACCUCCAGGUAUUAAGGGAGAUAGAGGCCCUUUGGGACCAGAAGGUGACCAAGGCGAACGGGGAGAUCGAGGGGACCCAGGAUCUAUAGGAUUGCCCGGACCAAUAGGCAAAUCAGGCGAACCGGGACCUCCUGGUCCGCCCGGCGUAGCGACCAACAGUGACGGCACCUGCCAGUGUGAGAAGGGAGAAAAGGGAGACAAAGGACCUACCGGCAAGCGAGGUCGGCGAGGAAGGAAAGGUCUGAAGGGAGACAAGGGAGACCCGGGAAUCCCCGGCCUGGACGCCCCCUGCCCACUGGAUGAGGACGGUCUCCCCAUACCAGGAUGUGGCUGGUUCCCCUCAGAAAACGGUCCACAGAUAUACGUAAAACCGCACCCGGACGAAGUUAGCCUAAGGUAGAGAUAUUGUCUCUUCUCUUUGUGUGUGCACACAGUUAUGCAUCUUGGAAAUAGAACAAUAAUUUAACUGUGCAAUAAUUGCUGUCAUAAGUCGAGAUUUUAAGAGCGGCGAGAGUUUUGAACAAUGUUUUGUAAAAUCAACACUUGAAUGACAUACAGCUGAGCCUUCAAGAAAGCAUCUAUUGAAACCAUGGAGAGGUUUAUUGUAAAAACAAAUUAAAUGCUUCAAGUAAGAAAUAACAGCACAAUCAGAGCUAUUGGAAAUUUGGUUUGUGUUCCCUUUAGGUAGUUUUGCUUUCCAUCAACAUAUUAGACAUCAGUGUAUCUGAUAUUUCCCAGUUUUAAAAGAUAUAACAUCUAGAAAUCUAGAAGACUUAAACUCUAUGAUAUUAUACAAUUACUCUGGACAACUUAUCAAUGAGCAAUCUACCAAUACGUAUGUAACCCUUUUAAAAGAAAUCGUUUAAAGUCUUCGCACAUUGCCUUCAUCUUAAUGUCUGCCUCAGAAAGAGAAUAUUUAAAAAACCCAUCUCAUGUAGUCUUGAUUGAAGAGGCAUGAACACCCCGUUACAAAACUUUGCCCGAACUGAAUGCGUUGGCACUUCAUUCCAUAACAGCUUGUCUUUCUUUCUUUUUAUUUCUGAGAACAGAUCUCUCGUGUGGCUGCAGAAUGCUGUACACCCCACUAAUAUAUGUAUUAUUAUUUAUCACAUGUUGCUUUCUCUUUGUUUUUAUCUCUGAAGUGUAUUUGGUUGUGGGACAUCAUGAAUGACAUCAUAACUAUGGCGAGAUUGCCGCGAGUUUGAAUCCCCACCCCCCUAACACUUGACUGAAAACUGCAUUGUGUAAUUUCUGUUUGAUGAUACAUAUUUAGCGUGUGGUUUGAGUUAGGGCUGGACUGACUCGACUGCGAGCCCUGUGGAAGGAAACCAUAGAUUUGUAUCAUGUAAUAUCCUAGACUUUGCACUCUGAUGUACUUCCGGUUCACCAUGGGGCGCACCAUUUUAUUCU